Molecule: messenger RNA, 924 nt
Organism: Cyprinus carpio (common carp)
Lineage: Eukaryota; Metazoa; Chordata; Actinopteri; Cypriniformes; Cyprinidae
Gene: bdh2
Product: 3-hydroxybutyrate dehydrogenase, type 2
Exons: 7
Coding region: 379-924 (181 amino acids)
Biological process (GO): siderophore biosynthetic process
Cellular component (GO): cytoplasm
Molecular function (GO): 3-hydroxybutyrate dehydrogenase activity
Source: RefSeq, a predicted model, not a curated record
UUCGUGUAAACAGGCUCUGACAGUUUCCACUGACUAGCUGUGAAGUAUUAAGGGCGCUUAAACUUGAACUGCGUUUAUGUUUAUUCGAUGUCAUUCAUUAGACUUUCUGCUGCACAGUGUUACCUUUACGCUCGUCACGUGACACGCUUGCUACACAUAAUGAAACAUUACUAAAUUACCGUCUCAUAAUGCAUGAUAUAUCUAUAUGCUCCGGGAUUAAUCGUACACUCCUGAAUGUUCAAUACCUACAAUUACCCAUCAUCAGAUUAUCAGGUUAUUUGCUAACUCAAUCCAUGCAGGUUUUGUUAAACUGGGAUAUACACAACAUGACCUUUCGAGCUGUUCAGUGUGACUCUAAAAGGGUUAUUACUGAAGACAAUGGGACGUUUGGAUGGGAAAGUGAUAGUCCUUUCAGCAGCAGCACAAGGCAUUGGAAAAGCUUCUGCUAUAGCUUUUGCUAAGGAAGGUGCUCAAGUCACUGCUACAGAUAUCAACGGGGAGAAACUUAAAGAGCUGGAUGGCAUUCCAGGGAUCAAAACCAAGGUUGUUGAUGUUACCAAGAAAGACCAAGUGGAGGCCCUGGCCAAGGACUUUGACUAUGUGGAUGUGCUCUUCAAUGUUGCUGGAUUUGUCCAUCAUGGCACAAUACUGGAGUGUGAGGAAUCAGAUUGGGACUUCACUAUGAACGUGAAUGUCCGUAGCAUGUACCUGAUGAUCAAGGCCUUCCUGCCUAAGAUGCUGGCUCGUAAAUCUGGUAAUAUCAUCAAUAUGGCAUCUGUGGCAUCUAGUAUCAAAGGAGUUGUGAAAAGAUGCGUCUACAGCACGUCUAAAGCUGCCAUCAUUGGACUGACCAAAUCAGUGGCAGCUGAUUUCCUGGAACAAGGAAUCCGCUGCAAUUGUAUCUGCCCACUUUAUUGCACUUAG